Corticium candelabrum is the source of this 1175-nucleotide messenger RNA. RefSeq names its product geranylgeranyl pyrophosphate synthase-like. Gene Ontology annotation, molecular function: prenyltransferase activity. The record is from RefSeq and is a predicted model, not a curated record. The transcript is spliced from 13 exons. Gene Ontology annotation, biological process: isoprenoid biosynthetic process. Lineage: Eukaryota; Metazoa; Porifera; Homoscleromorpha; Homosclerophorida; Plakinidae. The coding region runs from base 15 to 956 and encodes 313 amino acids.
CCCGGAAGUUAAGAAUGGCGGCUGAAACGACGACGGUGGUACCCCCUCGUCGUGUGCAUUCUGUAACAGGUGAUGAGUUAGAGGAACGUGUGCUGCUGGAGCCGUACGAAUACAUCUGUCAGGUCCCGGGCAAGGCUGUGCGUGUGCAUCUUAUAGAGGCGUUCAAUGUGUGGUUGAAGAUCCCGGAUGAUAAAUUAGAAAUCAUCAAGGUCAUUACGCAAAUGUUGCACAAUGCGAGUCUAAUGAUUGAUGAUAUUGAAGACAACUCGAGACUUCGUCGGGGCAUUCCAGUUGCUCAUCACGUGUUUGGAGUUCCUCAUGUCAUCAAUUCAGCCAACUUUGUCUACUUCCAGGCUCUGCAAAAAGUUGUGGAUCUGGCACACCCGGCCGCUGUGUCGUCGUUCUCGGCUCAGCUUCUUGAGUUGCAUCGAGGUCAAGGGAUGGACAUCUAUUGGAGAGAUGCAUGUAUAUGUCCAACCGAAGACGAAUACAAACGAAUGGUGAAACAAAAGACUGGCGGUCUCUUCAAGUUAGCAGUGGAUCUAAUGCAGCUAUUUAGUGAAAAUAAAAGUGACUUCCAGCCAUUGCUUGAUGUUCUUGGGCUCUGGUUUCAAAUUCGAGACGAUUUUGCCAAUUUGUGUUCAUCUGAGUAUGAAAAGAACAAGAGCUACUGUGAAGACAUCACAGAAGGAAAGUUUUCGUUCCCGAUUAUUCAUGGAGUAUACAGCAAUAUGCAGAGCACGCAAUUAAUAAAUAUAUUGAGACAACGUACAGAAGAUGUGGAUGUAAAGCGAUACUUUAUACAAUACCUAGAAAAGGCACGUUCAUUUGAAUACACAAGGAAAGUGCUGUUUGCACUAGAAGAACAGACAUUAGAGGAGAUAUCUAAGCUUGGUGGCAAUCCUGUCUUAUCUGCUGUGUUUGAACGCCUCAGAGCUGUGUAUGCCCACCAAUAGAUUGCCGAGAUAACAUGUUAAGCAAACCUGCGAUGUCUCGACAUGCAAAUAUUUUUCUUUCUGAGCAAGAUGGUUGAAUGAAAGACAGUUUACCAGGCUCAUCAAUAUCCACCUAUUUUGUUGUUCUUCACAGGCCUGACCUUGGUAAUGUGGACUUUGGUUUGUAUGACGCAGCGGUAGGGUCUGGCUACGCGAGACUAAAAUCUAGCGCGCGCUAGC